GAGGAGAGGCCGGAAGUGUUCGCUGGCGGGAACUUGAAUGUGAUUUUUUUUUUCCUCUAUCAGAGCGAUUGAAGAUCUAGUUUUUGCUUUUUCCAGAAAUUCGCCCCAGUUUGCCUAAUACAUACAAUAAAUACAGAUUUUUUUCGAGUCAAUUUUACAGUCUAGCUAAACUGAGAACCAGAUGAGCGCUGAACUUAAGAAAAUCGUCUGUCUGUCAGAUGGAGAUAAAACGGCAGAGCUUCAGAAAAAGUUGUCUUCUAUAACAAGUGACGAGCUGAUCACCAUGGUUACCAGCAGCGCACUAAAGGCCAAGAAUGUCGGUGCCACGAUUAAAGCCAUAUUUAAAGGGUCACCACCCAGUUCCACUGAAGGAUCAAACCGCAGACUUCUCCUGUACCAGCACUGUAUCCCUCUCUGCCAGUCUGGGGACCUUCAGCCUGAGGUUGCAGCUGAUAUCAUUGGGUUGCUGAUGCUGGAGACUCACACUUUGCCUGGACCUUCUCUUGCACAAUUGGCAUCUCUCUUUGUCGACACCAUUAAGGUGGGAAAAAUGGGCAGCGGAAAAUCCCUCGAACUUUUUCCCACUGUGCUCACUGCCCUUGCAGCAUGUGAAUCCUUGUCUUAUGGCAAAGGAGAACUCCGUGGUGAGGAAUACAAAAAGCAGUUGAUCAACAGCCUCUGCUCCAGCAGAUGGGACCCACAAUGUGUUAUUCAUCUGACAACCAUGUUCAGGGACGUGCCCUUGUCAUCAGAGGAGCUGCAGUUUGUAGUGGAGAAAGUGCUGAGAAUGUUCAUGAAGUUGGAUUUACAGGAGAUUCCCCCACUGGUUUACCAGCUGUUGCUGUUAUCUGCAAAGGGUUGUAAGAAACAGGUCUUGGAUGGAAUCAUCAGCUAUUUUAAGGAGCAAGAUGUUCACCAGGAAGAAGAGCAGAAUCAUGGAGAGAGCCUUGAUCUGGAGGUUCAGUCCAUUCCACAGGACCAGUUGAGGCACGUGGAGGGCACUGCUAUUCUCCACAUUGUAUUUGCCAUACGACUGGACCAUGAACUUGGAAGGGAGUUCCUUAAAACCUUGAAGACAUGUUAUGGGGAGUUGUGUCCUUUCAGUGUUGCUCUGUUGCUCUCAGUGGCAAGGAUCCAGCGGUAUGAGGAGCAGGUGUUUGAACUUCUGAAAGGGGCUGUCAUUAAGAGUUUCAAGGAUGAGCAACUGCAGCAGGGUUCAAAGUUCCUGCAAGACCUCCUGCUUCCACAUUGUAAUGUGGCUCAGAUGAUAUUGGACACAGUUAAGAACAGUGUGUUUGGGUGGGAUCAUGUAACUCAGGGGCUGGUUGAGCUGGGCUUCUUCCUCAUGGAUACAUUUGGACCCAAACCUGGACCAUUUGGCAAGUCCACAGAAGGUUCUGCUUCUAUAGCCAGGACCCCCACUCAGCAGGCAUGCAGGUUGGGAGGUCAGGUCCUCCUGCAGGGCUUUAAGAUGCAUGAGCCUAUCAGAGGAGAGAUACUGGAGCAAGUCCUCAAUCGCUUGGUCACAAAGACUGCCUCACCUGUUUACCAUUAUAUAGAGCUUUUCUCAGACAUGGUGGUCUCUGCUCCCAUGAUCCUCCUGGAAUCAUCUGCGAAGGUGACUGAGACAUUUGACCACCUGUCAUACCUGCCUUUGGCCACUGUUCAGGGUCUGCUAAAAGCUGUUCAGCCCCUGCUCAAAGUCAGCAUGUUGUUGAAAGAUGCUCUGAUUCUAGUUCUUCGCAAGGCCAUGUUUUCCAGCCAACUGGAUGGACGAAAGUCAGCAGUGACUGGCUUCUUGCUGCUUCUGAAGAAUUUCAAAGUAUUGGGAAGCUUGACCUCGAGUCAAUGUAGCCAGGCAAUCUCCUCCAGCCAGGUACAAGUGGAUGUUCAUUCUCGUUACAACGCUGCUGCCAAUGAAGCAUUCUGCCUGGAGAUUCUCAGCAGUCUGCGGCGCUGCCUGGGCCAGCAGGCUGACAUACGCCUCAUGCUGUACGAGGGCUUCUAUGAUGUUCUCCGCCGCAACUCCCAGCUGGCAAGCUCUGUCAUGCAGACUCUCCUUUCUCAGAUCACGAGGUACUAUGAGCCUGAACAAGACCUGCUUCCCCCGGUGAAACUGGAGCCAUGCAUCACUGCUCAGGGAGACCAAGUCUACCUCCAGGAGCCACUGGCUCAUCUGGUGAGCUGUAUUGUUCACUGCCUUCUGUGGCUUCAGAGCAUCCGCCGAUCAGUCAGUCCUAACGCUGAUGACAGUGACAACGAUGAAGCGGAGGAAGGAUAUGAAUCAGAGCUUCAGACUGUUCUAGAGAGCUUGACAAGACGCAUGAUCAAGAGCGAAUUGGAGGAUUUUGAGCUGGAUAAGUCAGCAGAGUUCUCCAUGGGAUCCAGUGUUGGAGUGAAAAAUAAUAUCUAUGCUGUUCUGGUUCUGGGAGUCUAUGAAGUCCUCAUUGAGUAUAAUUUUGUGAAAGCCAACUACAGCAAAACCCACUUUGAGGAGCUCAUAGAACUGUUUAACCAUUACCACAAACUGUCUGAGAUCCUGAAGGAGAAGUCUGGAAAGAGUCGAGUGCCCUCACACAAAACCCCUCGCAGUUUGCUCUCCAUGGGCUUCAUAUCAACUCUCCUCACUGCACUUUUCAGAGACAGCACUCAGAGCAGAGAGGAAGCACUCUCUGUGCUGCGUUCCAGUGCAGACUUUGUGCGUUAUUCUGUUAGCGUGGCUGUGCAGAAGAUCCAGCAGCUGGAGGACACUGGACGCACAGACGGGCCUGAUGGACAGAACAUGGAUAGAACCUUCCACUUCCUCUGUGAUAUGACAAGUGUGCUGAUGUGGCGUUACACUAACAUUCCCAGUGCGCUGGAAGAUGCAGGGCGGAAGGAGAAGCGGUGCAGUUUGUCCCACCUGUGUCUGGAGGGUCUGCUCAGAAUCUUCACAACCUGCCUGCAGCGGUACCCAGACAGGAUGGGCCAGCUCCUCUCUGCAAUGGAGGAUGAUGCUGAAUCAGAGGACAACAACAAUACAGAGAUCAACUUCUUUUACAUCCGACAGUUUCAGAGGGCGCUGUUUACACAGUUAAGUGGAGGAGAAGACGAAUUUAACAGUAAAGAGGCUCAACUUUUGGUCAGCAUUUUGAGUGUGCUCUCCCGCCAGCUGAAGCCCUCGUCCCAGCAGUUUGUUCAGAUGAUUACCUGGACGGUCAAAAUCUGCAAGGAGACCAGUUUUGAAGACACUGCUUUCACAAAGGGUCUGCUCUCUCUUCUCUUCAACUUGCACAUGCUCUAUAAGAGUCCUGUUGGCCUUUUGCUUGAACUCUGCCAGGACAUCCACAGCCAACUUGGAGAUGUCGAUCAGGAUGUGGAGGUGGAAAAACAGUCUCACUUCCCAAUCAUCACCAUGAAGACAGCCACAGCAGCUGCACUGCUGGUCCUGGCUCAGAUGGGUAGAGUGCUCGAUGAAGUGGACUGGCUGAUUGCCAGAAAGAAAAACCAGAUGUGUGAGAAAUUAGUAACAGCUGAUUCCACGCAGUCUCGGGGACAACAGGACCCACUGGAGAAAGCGGUGACACUGCAGCUGGGAUCCCUGGUGACAGCACUGAACGAGCUGGUCCAGACGGCACUGCUGCCCGGCCCCUGCACAGACACACUACUACGCGAACUGAGUCGCACAUACACCAUCCUCACCACCCUCGUCAAAUAUUACAUCCAGCUCUGUCCCAACCAGCAUGGAACACUCCCGGCACGCUUUGAGAAGCUGGUCAAACUGUCAGGCUCCCACCUAACACCACAGUGCUACUCCUUCAUCACAUACGCACAGAGCGGAGAACUAAGUAAUGGUGGUGCAGAAAACAAGAAAAAGAAACUGAAUGAAGUGAGCACAGCUGCCUCUGCCAAAGUUCUCCGUGAGACAAAAACCAUCCCGAACCUGAUCUUCAGCAUUGAACAAUAUGAGAAAUAUCUCAUCGCACUGUCAAAGAAGUCAAAGGUCAAAUUGAUGCAGUACAUGAAGCUGAGCACUUCAAGAGAUUUCCGCAUCAAUGCUGCCACUCUAGAUGCAGCGUUGCAGGAGCAAGGCGACAGUCAGAAAGCCACAGUGUCACAGGAAGCAGAGGACACACAGGAACCCAAACAGAAGAGGCGAAAACAGUGACCUGGCACUCGGUGUUCCUCUUGUCGCCUACAUCACUCACUGAUUUGAGCGACUCCUGGAUCUGUUUGGCC
Thalassophryne amazonica is the source of this 4218-nucleotide messenger RNA. It is a transcript of the gene fanci, whose product is annotated as FA complementation group I. Gene Ontology annotation, molecular function: DNA polymerase binding. The transcript is spliced from 37 exons. Gene Ontology annotation, biological process: DNA repair. The record is from RefSeq and is a predicted model, not a curated record. Bases 182 to 4147 code for a protein of 1321 amino acids. NCBI's taxonomy places the organism in Eukaryota, Metazoa, Chordata, Actinopteri, Batrachoidiformes, Batrachoididae.